CAUUGUGAGGAAAAAUAAAAUCGAAUAAAAUCGUGAGUAAAAUUAGUUGGUUUAUUAGUUUUCUGUUGGAAGCAGACUCAAAUCAAUGUAGCUUAUUACAAUUUAACUCUUUACAAAUAGAAUGAUGGAAAUUCGGUACUUGGAAUACUACAUAAUUAGUAUUUGACUAGCCAUUUAAGAAAUUAACCUACAUACUUUAGAUUCUGAUUUCACUUUUACUGCAACAUAGUGUAACACAAUCAUAUUUCCUUUAAACGUAACAUCAAAGUAUGGGUAAUAUUUUAAUUCAAAAGGUAAUACCUACUUGCUAGUGAUUUUUUUUCUGUGCUUAUCGAACAUAAAAAUACGGUCCAAAUUUGUAUAUCAUUUUAUUGUUACUUUAGUUUUAACUAAUUAGCUUAAUUUUUGCUGACAAUUUAUUAUUGAUCACAUAAAUACAGAAUUUCACCGCAAAAAAUUAAUUACUUUGUGAGAUUCUUUGUGAAUAGCAAGAAACAAGCUCCCGAUUGUGCAAAAUGUCGGAUUCUGAGUACGCAUCCAGCAUUGAAGACGUGGCCCCAUUAGAGGUGGUGCCACCACCGCGCUCGAGCAAGAGCAAGUCCAAAACCAGCGCGUCGACCUCAACCGCUUCUACGCCUGCGCCUAAGCCGAGGAAGCGAAAGCCUGCCGCCCAUUCCGUUGCGAACGUUGAAGCCCUAACUAGACCAAAGAAAACGAAGAGUUUGUUUUCAAUCAUUAAUAAGGACGAGCGGGCAAGUGCGAAGGAGACAACUCGUAGCAUCGCAUCGAGCUUUACAUCGCGGGUGUCUUCGGGCCAGUGUCGUCGGACUGCAGUCACCAGCGGCGAGUUCUACAUAGAUUUGAAAGUCUACAACACCGACGAUGUUAAGAACGUUCCACCCGAGGAGCGUUACAAGAAAGCGCUUGCAGCGGUAAAACUCCAAUGCGGUGAACAAUCCCAGGAGUGGGAGGCUCUACAAAGGUUUAUAAGUAGCGCUUACAAAAUGACUGACGUAUAUGAUGAUUUUCCUCAAUACGCUCAAGACCCGUUACAACAGUUCACUCAGCAAUACAAAGAUUUAUUUGGGGUGGAAUCGACGCAAAUUGAUCAAAAACGUAAAAAACGAGUUUCUCCAAAAAAUAAUAAGCGGAUAACUCCAAAAUCUUUUGUGGUGUGUAACGAACAGAAAGGCUUCAAAAUGAUCCAGAUAAAGGUGGUGGACCUGGUCUGCGAGCGUGACCGAGCAAAUUCGAACUCAUCAUCAUCUACGUCAGAUGCUGACAGCGAGUGCGUGUUACUUAGUGCCCAAUACGUAGUCCAUGACGCAGUGGACGAAAUAAUGGAUAUGACAGAAUGUGUAAUUAAGAAGAUAUCAAAAAAGUUAACUGGUUCUAACUUUUAA
Messenger RNA from Ostrinia nubilalis (European corn borer), 1403 nucleotides. RefSeq lists its product as uncharacterized. Bases 516 to 1403 code for a protein of 295 amino acids. The transcript is spliced from 4 exons. Lineage: Eukaryota; Metazoa; Arthropoda; Insecta; Lepidoptera; Crambidae. The record is from RefSeq and is a predicted model, not a curated record.